Postia placenta MAD-698-R-SB12 is the source of this 567-nucleotide messenger RNA. RefSeq lists its product as hypothetical. Bases 1 to 567 code for a protein of 188 amino acids. Lineage: Eukaryota; Fungi; Basidiomycota; Agaricomycetes; Polyporales; Adustoporiaceae. The transcript has 2 exons. The record is from RefSeq and is a predicted model, not a curated record.
AUGCACUUCCCCCACCCCACGACGACCUGGAGCAAAGCCGCCCUCGAACGCGAGUACACUUUCGACACCGCUAGCCUCACACGUGUCCACACAGAGGACCGGUCGCCGUACACUGCGCGGCCCGACUUCGACCACUGCAAGUGCUCUACGAUCUUUGACGCCGGGCUCUGUGAUAGCCCCGCGUCCUCGCGCCAAAACUCCGUUCUCGCCCCUGCCAAGUCCGCGUCGAGAACUUCAUCUCCGCUAUGCUCGCGCGCAGAUACCGGGACGAGUGCUAAGUCGCUCACGAACGUCAGCGUGCGCUGCGCGUCGCCACUCGGCUCGCAAGCUUCACUAGCGUCUGCGGACUACCACGAGACGCACGCCCUCCUUGGACGCGCCGUGUCGCGUAUGCCGUCUGCAUCUGCAGUAUUGGACGAGCAGGAUGGGGAGCAGCAUAACGGAGCGGGAAAGCACAUAGCGAAGCAGACGUGCACAGAAGCUGAGGCGACGAAGGGCAGCGCAAUGCACUUCAUUCACGGGGGGGUGCUCAAGAGGCUUGCGGUGCAUCUGCCGUUGCGGAAAUGA